GUUAUGAAAAUUGGCGUUUGAUAAGUUUUUUUUAUGAAAGUUUGACACCUAAAAUGCGCCAAUUUGUACAAACCAUGUGUAAUGGAGAAUUUUUUGACAAAGAGCCUGAGGAAGCAUUUGAAUAUUUUGAUUACCUUGCUGAAAAUGCUCAAUCUUGGGACACAGCUGAUGUGCAUGAUAGGUCUAGGCAAAUUGAGUCUGGUCAUGGAAAAUACACUUUAAAAGAAGAUGAUGAUUUGCGUGCUAAGUUAACCUUGUUGUCUAGAAAAAUGGAAGCUAUGGAAUUGAAAAAGGUAAAUGAAGUGCAUGCUGUCCAUAAAAAUUUAGAGAAGUGUGGCAUAUGUGAGGAUCAUGGGCAUGCAACUAAUGAGUGUCCCACGAUCCCCGCAUUCAAAGAGGUAUUGUUGUACCAAUCUAAUGCUGUAAAUAUGAUACAAAAACCAUAUUCUGGUCCUUAUUCUAAUUCUUAUAAUCCAGGAUGGAGAAACCACCCAAAUUUUGAGUGGAGGAAUGACCAGCAAUUAGCUCCAGCAGCCUUGGCUCCAGGACCCUCUCAACUCGCAAUUCAAGCACCUCCAAUGCAAAAGAAGGGUCUUGAGGAGACGAUGCAUCAAUUGUCAAACACCUUGCAGCAGUUUAUGCAAGGUCAAGCAACAAUCAACAAUCAAAACUCUCAAGCGAUAAAUGACAUUCGGAGCACACUUACCAAGAUGACUACGGCUUGGAGUUCUCAAGAGAAAGGAAAACUUCCUGCACAACCUCAACCCAAUCCACAAAGUCAACCACCACAAGGAGCGGUUGAGAGCUCAAAUGUGAGGCAAGUGAAGGAGGUCACUACUUUGAGAAAUGGUAAGGUGGUGAACAUUCCAGCUCAAGGUUCAGACAAGGCUGGUAAGAUUCAACAAAUUCCUGCAUAUGCUAAGUUUCUAAAAGAUUUGUGUACAGUUAAAAGAAAAUUAAAUGUGCAAAAGAAAGCUUUUCUUACUGAGCAGGAAAAUGCUAAAGUUUCUAGGGAGAUGCAAAGGAGAUUAAAUCCUACCAUGAAAGAGGUGGUAAAAACAGAGAUUUUAAAGUUACUUGACGUGGGAAUCAUCUACCCUAUUGCGGACAGCAAGUGGGUAAGUCCCAUUCAUGUAAUUCCAAAAAAAUCUGGGCUUACCAUUGUGAAAAAUGAGAAAGAUGAACUGAUUCCUACUAGGAUUUCUACUGGUUGGCGAAUGUGUAUAGAUUAUAGGAAGUUGAAUGCCGCCACUAGGAAAGAUCAUUUCCCUUUGCCAUUUCUUGAUCAAGUGCUUGAAAAAGUUGCGGGUCAUGAUUUCUAUUGCUUUCUUGAUGGAUAUUCUGGUUUUUACCAAAUAGAAAUAGCACCCGAAGAUCAAGAGAAAACAACUUUUACUUGCCCGUUUGGCACUUUUGCAUUUAGAAGAAUGCCUUUUGGACUAUGUAAUGCACCUGCUACUUUUCAAAGAUGUAUGCUUAGUAUUUUCAGUGACAUGAUUGAAAACUGUUUGGAAAUAUUCAUGGAUGAUUUUUCAGUGUUUGGCAGUUCUUUUGAUGCAUGUUUGACUAAUUUACAAGCUGUUUUAGCCAGGUGUGAAGAGAAGCAUUUGCUUCUCAAUUGGGAAAAGUGUCAUUUCAUGGUUCAACAAGGCAUAGUUCUGGGUCACAUAGUCUCAUCACGAGGUAUUGAAGUUGAUAAAGCUAAAAUUGAACUUAUUUCCAAGCUUCCUAUACCCAAAACAGUAAAAGAAAUCAGAUCAUUUCUUGGGCAUGCUGGGUUUUAUAGGAGAUUCAUUCAAAAUUUUAGUUCUAUCUCUAAGCCUUUGUGUGAGUUACUUAUGCAUGAUGUUGCUUUUGAAUGGACCUCUUCUUGUCAAGAUGCUUUUGAUAAGCUGAAAAUUUUGCUCACCACAGCUCCUAUCAUGCAGCCCCCUGUUUGGUCUAUUCCUUUUGAGAUAAUGUGUGAUGCCAGUGAUGUAGCCAUAGGAGCUGUUCUUGGACAGCGUAUAAAUAAGUUCCCACAUGUCAUUUCUUAUGCAAGUAAAACUUUAAAUGGAGCCCAAAGAAAUUAUUCUACCACAGAAAAGGAAUUGCUUGCUGUAGUUUUUGCAUUAGACAAGUUUCGAACUUAUAUUCUUGGUUCUCCUGUGGUUGUUUUCACUGACCAUGCAGCGUUAAAGUACUUAUUGUCAAAGAAGGAUGCUAAACCACGUUUAAUCCGAUGGAUUCUUCUUCUCCAAGAAUUUGACCUUAUCAUCAAAGACAAGAAGGGUGCUGAAAACGUAGUUGCCGACCACUUGUCUCGGCUUACAUUUGCUGAAAAGGAUCACACUAACCCUAUCCUUGACUCUUUUCCUGAUGAACAAUUAAUGUCAGUUGAAAAUUUGCCUUGGUUUGCUGACAUAGUUAAUUUUUUGGUGACAGGACAAACUCCACCCCAUUGGAGUGCUCAAGACAUGCGGAAAUUCAAGCAUGAGGUAAAGUCAUUCUUUUAUGACGAUCCUUACUUGUUUAAAUAUUGUUCUGACCAAAUCAUAAGGAAAUGUGUGCCUGAUCAUGAAACGAAUGGGCAAGCUGAAUUAGCUAAUAGGGAACUUAAGCACAUCUUAGAAAAAACAGUCAACCCCAACAGAAAAGAUUGGUCUUUAAGGCUUACUGAUGCGCUUUGGGCUUAUAGGACAGCCUUUAAAACCUCUCUUAACAUGUCUCCUUAUCGCUUGGUCUAUGGAAAGGCAUGUCAUCUUCCAGUUGAGCUUGAACAUAAGGCAUAUUGGGCUGUUAAACAAUUUAAUUUUUCUAUUGACCAUGCUGGUUCUGUGAGAAAAUUUCAGAUUUCAGAAUUGGAUGAGCUUAGGCGAGAUGCAUAUGACAAUUCUAAAUUGUCAAAGGAACGCAUGAAGGUAUUACAUGACAAGCACAUCCAAAGAAAGAGUUUUGAGCCCAAUGAGCAAGUCUUACUUUACAAUUCCCGCCUCCAUCUAUUUCCAGGCAAAUUAAGAUCGAGGUGGAGUGGGCCUUAUGUAGUUAAGACUGUGUUUCCAUACGGAGCUGUUGAGAUUACUAAUCCUCAAAAUGGAAACACUUUCAAAGUUAAUGGCCAACGACUUAAACAUUUUUUGCCAAAACUUUCACAUGAGGAUGCUUCUAUUCCUUUGGAAGAUCCCAUUUAUUCUCAUGUAUAUCUUUUCAGGUUCAGCACUGUUUAUUCCUUUAUGGUUUCAUUUUUACAUUCACAAUCCUUUCAGCCAUCUCAGGGAGAUGAAUUGAGCAGCAAGGGCAAAAUGCAAGAGGCAAGGAACGAAGGCACAAAACGCAAGAGAGGGAGGCAUGAAACGCGGACGCAUGUGCUGGGCUGCAAUGGGAUGAAACGCACAGCAGCAAGGCCUGGUGGGCAGAGACGUGCGCACUGCAGUGGAAUGAAACGCUGGGCUGCGGACGUGAAACGCAGGAGCUGCGUGCGCACUGCAGGCAGAUCAAAACGCGCAGCAUCAAGGCCUGGUGGGCUGAGACGUGCACAUUGCGGAGAGAUGAACUGCACGAACGUGGGCUGA
Molecule: messenger RNA, 3551 nt
Organism: Juglans regia (Persian walnut)
Lineage: Eukaryota; Viridiplantae; Streptophyta; Magnoliopsida; Fagales; Juglandaceae
Exons: 6
Coding region: 54-3551 (1165 amino acids)
Molecular function (GO): nucleic acid binding
Source: RefSeq, a predicted model, not a curated record